Molecule: messenger RNA, 1168 nt
Organism: Rhipicephalus microplus (southern cattle tick)
Lineage: Eukaryota; Metazoa; Arthropoda; Arachnida; Ixodida; Ixodidae
Cellular component (GO): trans-Golgi network
Source: RefSeq, a predicted model, not a curated record
CUCUGGCAUGUGUCGAGUAUUUGUCGUCGCUAUACCCGUGUGGGAUUCGGACAGCGAGUGAGUCAAGCCGACCGAGGAUAUUUUGACUCCCACGGCCGUUACAAAAAGAAACGACUGGACAGUCAGAAAUGGCCCGGCCAAAUACGGCGGUGUUUCUGGGCGUUUUUCUUGCCUGUGUCGUCGCUCUCAUUGGCCGGGCAGAGGCUGAUGGACCUUGUGAAAUAAGCGGUGGAUAUGACUACAAGAGGCUGUUUACGACAUCGUGGCAUGUGGACGUCCGUGGCAGUAGUCCCUGCGUGUCAUCGGGAGUCGAGAAGUGUUCUUGGACGCUAAAAUUCUGCGGCGAAGGGCAGGAGGCACCGUGCGGCAAAGACAAAGCGUGCGAAAUCAUCAAUACCACACUCCUGAGGCCCAUGGGCACGUUCACGACCCUGAAGGCUAACGGUCAAAACAGCUUCGUGGUAGAAUUUCAACAGCCCGGGAACAACCUGCUUAAAUGUAGCGAGCCAUCCAGGACACUGAGGACGAACGUGAUAUUCAUCUGUGACCGGGACAAGCACAUUCCCAUUGGACCUGGGUCCCUGGUCACCAAGCUUCCGUACGACAGCAUUGACGAGCGAGAUGCGUGUGAGCGUAAUGUGACUGUGAAGUACGACGGGGCAUGUGGCUCCAGUUCACCGGUAACUUCAUCAGGAGGACUCAGUACUGGAUCCGUGCUCCUCAUACUGUUCUUCGUGGCGCUGCUGAUAUACUUCGUGGGAGGCGUCCUAGUCAACCGCAACAACGGCGCUCAAGGUGUGGAGAUGAUACCUCACCUACAGUUCUGGAAGGAGCUGCCUUCGCUCAUAGUGGAGGGGUGCGUUUUCUUCGUCCAACUGGUCACCUGUCAAACUGGACGCACGGCGAGUUCCUACGACAACAUAUGAAAACGUGAUCUCUACCACUUCUUCCUGCCACAUAAUCAUCCACGAAAGCGUCUGCUGAUGUACUCCGUAUGAUAUUCACUCUGAGUGUACUGAUACUUCGUGAAAAUUAUGGGUUGUUGCUUUGGCAAAACGUUUUGUUUUGCAAGAAGAAAAAAAUCGUGAAGACAUUCUGUUGGGCGAGUUCGUUAAUGAAUGCAAAAAUGGAAAAAAAUCGUUACGCUAAAGGAACAAAAACAGCAAAA